This is a messenger RNA of Lepidothrix coronata (blue-crowned manakin), 7040 nucleotides long. RefSeq names its product zinc finger protein 516 (gene ZNF516). The record is from RefSeq and is a predicted model, not a curated record. Lineage: Eukaryota; Metazoa; Chordata; Aves; Passeriformes; Pipridae. Gene Ontology annotation, cellular component: nucleus. Gene Ontology annotation, biological process: regulation of DNA-templated transcription. The coding region runs from base 437 to 4036 and encodes 1199 amino acids. Gene Ontology annotation, molecular function: DNA-binding transcription factor activity, RNA polymerase II-specific; RNA polymerase II cis-regulatory region sequence-specific DNA binding. The transcript has 6 exons.
GGCGGCCGGGGAGAGGUCCCAGAAGCCCGCCCGGCAAAGGGCCACUGCGCUUUGGCCCCGUGCCACGGACUUUAUUUCAUGCUUGCUGCACUAAAUGAGUUAACAGCCAAAGGGUUUUUCAUUAACUCGACUUGGCAACCGUGUAUUUCGUUGCCUUCUCCCCCUAACCCAAAAAAAAAAAAAAGAAAAGAGAAACGUGUAAUUUUAAGCAAAAGCUGAAUGGCAUAACAUGGGUUGAUUUGAGAGGAGGAGUUUUUCUCAAGAUGUGUCAGAUUUCCCUUGUGUCCUCAUCCCUGCGCGUGACGAGUGGGUGAUCUAUGCCAUCUUCUUACAGAGCACACGGAGGGAAAUUUUCACUUUGGACUCUCCUGAGCAGCUGAAAGGAGAAACGUUACCCUGAGACUGAAGCAAUAAAACCACUUCUCUGCAGAACCGUAUGAUUGAAAAUGCGGUCCAGCCCUCCUCUGCUGCCAGACAUGCUUUUGUGCUCCUGCCCCGCUUACCUGUUGUUGCAGUAAUACUGAUGGAUCGUAGAAGAGAGGCAGAAAUGGAGUUACGGAGAUCCUCCAGCCCUGGCAAGCUAAGCAAGAACGAUAUGGAUGCUGACAAGACCAUGUGUCACAGCUGUUGCAUCUGCGGUAAAAGUUUUCCUUUUCAGAGCUCCCUGUCACAACACAUGAGGAAGCACACGGGUGAGAAGCCCUACAAAUGCCCUUACUGUGAUCAUAGAGCUUCCCAAAAAGGCAACCUGAAGAUUCACAUCCGUAGUCACAGAACAGGCACUUUAAGUCAGGGACACGAGGUGGAGAUGGGAGAGGCACAGCUGGGGGAGAUGGGUGUUUCAGAGGGCCUUGGCGGGUGCACCAGCCCCACUAAAAGUACAUCUGCCUGCAACAAGAUCUUGAAUGGUACUGCUCAGGUCGAUAGCAGCAAGAUCUUGUUGAGAAGCAGCAAGAAGGAGGUCACAGAGACGGUGCCAGCCGAGGAGGAUAGCAAGCUGACCUCUUACCAGUGCACCUUCUGCAAAAACAAAUUUGAAAGGAAGAAGGACCUGGAGCAGCAUCUGCACCAGGUCCACAAACCGUUCAAGUGCAGGUUGUGCAGCUACAUGACCUUGAGGGAGGAGACGCUGUUAAACCACAUAGAGAAGGACCAUAUAACAGCUCAGGUCCCCAAUGGGGAGACCUACACUGAGAACUGCAAGAGCGAGCUGAGUGCAGGCGAGUUUCCAUGCGAAGUCUGCGGUCAGGCCUUUAGUCAAACCUGGUUCCUGAAAGCUCACAUGAAAAAGCAUAGGGGCUCAUUUGAUCACGGAUGCCAUAUUUGUGGCAGGAGAUUCAAAGAGCCCUGGUUUCUCAAAAACCACAUGAAGUCGCAUGGCCCCAGGUCUGGGAGCAAAAACAAACCAAAAAAUGAUUUGGAGCUCAUAGCCACUAUCAAUGACGUGAUACAAGAGGAGACAAUUGUGACAGGCCUAUCUCUGUAUGAAGUUUGCACCAAGUGUGGAAAUCUGUUUACAAAUAUGGAAAGCCUGAAAGCGCAUAAUGUUGUUCACUACCGGGUGCAGCCGGGCAGCACCGGGGAUAAAGCUGAGGGCUUGACCGAUGGGAGCCUGAGCUCCUCGGUAACGAAGCAGUUUUUCUUGCAGUGUCUCAAUCUACGGCCAUCUGUAGCACUGGAUAGAGUUACAAGAGGGCAACCUGGGAAAAGAGUAGCCGAGCUGGAUCCGGUCAGUAGCUACCAAGCUUGGCAGCUGGCCACCAAAGGAAAAGUAGUGGAGCCCUCGGAGUAUGUGAAGUAUGUGGGAUGGGAUGAGGCCCUGGCAGAUGCGGACGUGACGUAUGACAAGGAUAAGAGGGAGUAUAUCCUUGUCAACCAGGAGAAGCGCAAGCGAGACCAGGACUCGCCCAGCAACCCCAAGAAGAAGAGCUGCACCAGUGGGCGCCCAGAGAAAACCAGCAAUGCCCCGCCAGGGGAGAGCUGCCCGCUUGCCCAGGGGGAUCUGGACUACCGCCCUGCCUCACGGCAGAGCCGGCGGGCCGCCCAGAACAAGUCCACUGAGUGCUUUGAGUGUGGAAAGAUCUUCCGCACCUACCACCAAAUGGUGCUGCACUCCCGGGUGCACCGCAAGGAGCGGAGGAGCUGCAGUGAGGGCGGGACAGCUGCUCAGCCUGAUCGCUACGGCUCCAGCAGUGAGGAAGGUGACUUGGGGUCCGUCAGCGGGCCUAGCACCCCUGGCUCUGCAUCCGCCCCAGAGGACUCGGCCACCUCCGGCUUGGGGGAGGAGGGGGCUGAGGAGAGCUCAGAGGAGGGAGCAGCCAACCCCUUGCUAGAUGAAAAGCCAUACCACUGCAACUUUCCUGAAGAAGAAACCCCAAUGAUAACAUCUCAGUUGGAUGAACUCCCAAAGCUGGGAAUCCGCAACGCCAGAGAAAAUGAGGCCAGGGAAUCUAAACCAGAGAUUCCUGCCCUGAUGUCAGCACUGGAGAGUGUCAUCAAGGAACCCUUUUCGAAAUACCAAGGUUCUGCAGACAUGAAGGUGCCAGCAUUUCAUCACAGCCAGGGGCUUCCUUACUCCAGUCACAUCGCUAGCUUUGCUUCGGGUGUGGGCCAGACAUCUUCAGACGUGGUCAUGGACUUGAAAACAUCGCUUGAAGUGCAGGCUAGUCGUGCUAGAAAAACUUUGCUAGACUUGCACAGGGAGCAUCCUCUGAUAGAAAAAGGUGCUGAAGCUCUAGAGGUAGCUCCACUCGAUUUGAGUGAAAAAUCAACAAGGGAUAAUUCAUGCAAUAAAUAUCUGAAUACAUCCUUCCAGGCUGCUUUAAUUGUCUACCCAUGUCCUUUCUGCAGUCACAAGACCUACUACCCAGAAGUCCUGUGGAUGCACAAAAGAAUUUUGCACAAAAUCAGCUGUAACUCGAUGGUACCCCCUUGGGUUCAACAGAAUGGAUUCAAGAGUAUUAAAAACAACCUGGUCUUUCUGGCAAGGAGUGGGCGCACUGGCCCCCCUCCUGUUCUUGGUGGUAAGGAAUGCCAGCCUUUGCCCAUUGCCAGAUUUACGCGUACUCAAGUGCCAAGUGCAUUACCAGGUUCCAAAACCAGCUCUCUCUCUGUUGGGAUGACUGCAAAGUCUGGUAGUACGCAUCAGUCAAAGGACAGUCAUGCCUUCAGCCACUGUGGUCCACGCUUAUCGGGUCUGGAUGCAUACAGACAGCCCAAGUUAAAUCAUUCCCAGGAGCAGUACAGCAUAGCAGCACAACAAAAAAGUAAAUAUGAAGCAAAUUCCAAACUUAUGCAAAUGGGAACCUAUAGUAGAAGCAUAACGCCUACACAAACAGUCAUAUCCAGGCCUAGCACACAGCCUACAAACAGUAAGCAAGUGGAAAAGUAUGUGGUUCCCCAGGGAAGUACCGGUUUUGCCCCUGCAGGUAAGCACUGUGCAUCUGACUCCAUGAAGGCCAAAUACAACCCACCGCUGCAGUAUCAUCCUCUGUGUAAAAGCGAGCAGUACACUAAACAUGAAGAGCCACCAGUGCCUCAGAGAGAGUCUCACAUGAAGGCUGGGAAUGAGAUGAGGACAUUGGCAAACUGCACAGCGAUAGCGCGAGCAAGUCCGGUACUGCAGCCCCAGCCUAGUACCGUGGGAGUUUCUCCAGCUUUACACUCCAGCAAACAGGAUGUGGGAUCAGAUGUGCAUGAGAAACAUUUGGACAUUUUAAAUAUCUUUAAAACAUACAUUCCAAAGGACCUUGCUUCAUUGUACCAAACCUGUGGUGCCAACAGCCCUGCCCUGGAUCACACAGGGAUGCUCAGGACACAAACACGCCAAGGAGACUGUGUCUGCAGAGAAUGUGGAAAAUGCUUUACCCAACCCAGUCACCUCAGGACUCAUCAGAGGUCCCACACAGUGGUAUUUGAGUCUAAUGGACUCCGAGGUACUGAAGUUCACACCACCUCUGCAGAUGCUCCAAAACAAGGGAGAGACCACGUCGGUGCGGAGAUCACCCACACGCUGCAUCUCCGAAAGGGAACCUAGAGCCUUGGCAGAGGAGCCCCGAGGCCAGCAGCCCCCAGCCCGAGGGGCAGCGCCAGCAGCCCCCCACGCAGAGCAGAGCAGCCCCCCUGCAGCCAUCGCCUCGCCCGGAGCUGCUGCGCGAGACUGAAACCAGCGCUCUGCCAGGAGGGGGGGUGCCUCUGCGCUGUUAAUCAUUUUAAAAUAAAUGAAGAUGCUACACAAGAUAUAUAUAAAUUGACGUACUAAUCAGUCCCAUGGUUCCUUAUUUCCUUUAUAAUAAACAGUGGAGUUGGCAAGCACUGUGGCAGCACGAGGCAUCUAUAUUAAUCAAGAGAAGUUUGAGACACUGGAAAAAUUAAACUUUAUGUGAUUUGGACAGCAUGAAGAAGUUAAGCACUGUAACAAAAACCUCCCUGAUGCUCACAAUGACUAUUUGAUUCAUUUGAAAAACAGCAGUGCAUUUGAGGGCUGGAGAAGUAUUAAUUAAUGAAACUGCCACUGCCUGUCAUGCUGAAAAGCAAAUUAAAAAAAAAAAAAACAACAACAGAGAGAGGAAGAAUGAGGGGUGCGGGGGGGGGGAAAGGUGGCAUUCGGUGCUUAGAAAGCAAUGUUUGAUGAAGGAUUAAAGGGACUAAAGAGAAAGACCGUCAUUCUGCAAUGGUUUGUUUCAUUACAGUUUGGGGACCACUUGCAUUUCUAGUGCUCUUGCUCUUGACUGCGCACCAUUAAUAGUAUGUGAAUAUGGAAAUUGAAACACUUCCAGAGAAAAGCUUCUAUUCUGCUUUGGAACAGAAAAGCUGGUCGAACACUAAGAAAAAAAACAGGCUUCUGUGUUUUACUCUCAGGACCUUUUUUUUUUGUAACAGGGCUACUUUCUUCAACCUGAUCACAAAGGAAGUCUUCACUUAGAGAAAAAAAAAAAAAGGAAAUAAUAAAACAUUCAGCUGUCUAAUGCCGCUGAUCUCUCUGUUUAGAAGAGAAAAGGUGUCACUGAAUGAAUUCAGGCAGCCCUGGGGCUGUAAGGUGCUCUCUGCUCUUUGGUGUGGUUCAGCAGGCCAGCUACUGCUCCUCUUUGGGCCCAGUGAUGUUCUGGAAAGACGAGGAAACUUCUUUUGUGGUGGCAGGUUAAUGUUCAUAUAAAUGUGUCAUGUCUUGUACUUGGUGAUCACUGGUGGUGUUAGGAAAAAAAAAAAGAAAAAAAAAGCUUUAUAUACCUCUUCUACAGUAACUCUUUAACUGCAAGUUUUCUAGGUGGGGUUGUGGCACAUAACAGGUUGUUAAACCAUGCAGUGUAAGCAAUUAAAAAUGUAUUCCACCGAUUUAAAUAUUUUCUUUUCUUAUUGCUGUGACACUAUGUGUGAUGGUAAUAUUUCUGAGAGUUUCAGAUUUUGCACAUAUAAUUUUAUGCAUUAUCAAAAGUUACUGCUGCCUUGAAAGAAAAUGUUCUGUGAAAAUUUUUGCAAAAGCUUUACUAGUUUGUUUUUUUUAAAUUGUAACAUUUUGUAAAGGCAGGAAAUGGAGUUAAAAACCUAGCAUGCUAAAUAUAUUUUUCAAAAAAGCAAUAAUUUUACAUGUACAGAAAUGAUGCUAACCUUUAAUACAGGUGAGACCACAGUUUACUUAAUACAGUAAUGGAAUAGUGCUGUUUUUGUAGAAAUGGGCUUCUGACAAAGAUUUGUUAAAAAAAAAAAAAGGCAGAAAAAACCUUAAAACGUGAUCUUUCUAUUCUAACAGUUUUGGUGGGCGGGGGGUUGCUUUUUUAAAAAAAUCUAGUCAGUAAUUUGGUCUGGACUACUUGUUACUUGUUUGAAAUUACUUGACAGGUUUUGUUACUUUGCAACACUUGCAACAAUGCAAAUUAACUUCCUUAUGUGUUUUUUUUUAAAUUAGAUUUUCCUUAGGCUAUUACACAAGAUGUAUACCAGAAUCCUCUGUAAGUCUCAGUGUAGUUAGGAAUGUCUGUGCAAAUACUUAAAAGUGACUGUAAUUAACUGUUCUGUGAAGUUAUUUUGAGGGAGGUUGCAUAGACACAUUCUGUUGUACACCAAAAAAAAAAAAAACAAGAAAAAAAACAAGGAAAGGAGAAGAAUGAAAAAGUGGAAAUAUUUUGCUGUGUUGCUUAAUGAUUAUCAUUUUGGGUUUGCACUAGCUUUCUCAGUUUGUCAGUUUGUUUUGGUUUCGGUUUUUGGGUGGGGCGUUUUUUUGUUUGGUUUUUUGUUCUGUUUUGUUAUUUGUUUGUUUGUUUUGUUUUGUUGCUUUUCUGAGUCAUAUUUUCCAUGAAAGAAAGUAAUGGUGACAGUUCAGGAAUGCACAAAAGCUAGUUGCCUAAUCUGUUUGUUUGUGGUUUAGUUAUUAAAAACUCUUCUACACCCAAAAUGGCACAAAAGUGUAGUGUACAUUUGUAAUUUCUCUCCCUUUUUUAAUUGUAUUUUUUUGGCAAGCUGAACUAGAAAAUCUGAGUUAAUAUUUAGAGCCAAAACCUUCUUUCUGGAACUUUUCUUCCAGAAUCCAUGACAGAGAAGCUAGUGCUGCCACUGCCAUUACCAGGGUACUAAUCAGCAAAGUUUACAAUCAUAAUUUAGCUUCAUGAAGAACAACAGUAGGGGAAAUCAGUUUAAAUAAUUAUAUGCUGUGUAUAGCAGAGAAAUGAGAUUUUCACUUAAUUAAACAAGAAACAAGAGUGGGUGGAGGAAAGCCAACCUUAAAGACCAUCUGUUUUCACAAGAGAAUCCCAUGAUUUUUGUUUUCUUCUAUAUCAUUGUAUUGUAUUGAUUUGUUAUUUUAGUUAGGCCAUAGUAUUUAAAAUGAGUUAUGUUCCAUAUUUAUUUAGUCAAUGGGCUUUCACCAGCUCUUUUAAGCAAUGUGAUAAGUUUUUUUGGCAUGACACACUCCUGUAAAGCCCUUUUAUGACUGUUAAAGGGACUUUCUACUACCUCUACCAAUCUACUGUUUCUUCUUCUUAACAGGUUUUUAUGGUGUUGCAAGUCUAAUGUAACUUAGACAAUAAAGGGUUUGAUUAUCUACA